This is a messenger RNA of Suillus paluster, 779 nucleotides long. RefSeq lists its product as uncharacterized. Lineage: Eukaryota; Fungi; Basidiomycota; Agaricomycetes; Boletales; Suillaceae. Gene Ontology annotation, molecular function: protein binding. The record is from RefSeq and is a predicted model, not a curated record. Bases 82 to 567 code for a protein of 161 amino acids. The transcript is spliced from 3 exons.
CGGGGAACUCAAAGCCUGUGAGGUUGAGACGGGCAUCGUGAAAAAAAAUACAAGGUCACUCAAGAGCAAUCGGUCGCAUCGAUGUCAAGUUCGCAGAUGGCAGUACGCUGUUGGCGAGCGGGUCGCUGGAUCAAACCGCACGGAUCAUAUAUGGAAUUUGAUCACUGGCUGGUCCAUUCAGGAGUGCUCAUAUGCCGUGGAAUGGGAAGUGUCUUGAUGUUCAAUCACAGUAGGGCAAAAGAAUCUCAAGAUCUUAUACCUGGAAUUACAUUUGCGCCAUCGCUCUGGACCAGCAGAAACACAACCAUCUUGGCUGCAUUCGCUUUUAUGGCUGACGACGCCAUGACGCUUCAUGACGCAUCGACACUGAAUACUGUCGGAGCCCCCUUUGAAUGGCACACCAAGGCUAUUCCUGGUCUAGCACUUUCAUUCGAUGGUGCUCUCCUUACCAGUGCUUCCGACGACGCCACCAUCAAGCUCUGGGCCGUCGGGUCACAUCAGCUCCUGCCUCGCUCGACGUUCAGAAUCCCAAUUUUCUUAUCCCCUCACCUGGCUCACGCCAAAUAGCUUACACGAGAUUGCCCGACGAUGAUCAGCAGACCUAUAUAUGCGACACUCCACCCGAAAUUCUGGCCUGCAUCUUGCCUGCGCCGGAAGCACAGUCCACCCUUCUCAAAGUACGCAUUUAGCCAUCUUCUGCGCUCUGAAAGACCAAGUGCCACCAUCAAUAAUUUACUCGAUUCUGACGCAACCAGUUUUAAUCCUGCUGUCAAGUGUUG